CACACCUCUCCCCACCCUACUCGUUCCCUCUGGCUGUAACUGCUAGUGACAGCAGCAAGCUGCAGUAGAAGAGGGAAGGAAGCAAAGGAGUACGAGAGGAGCAAAAGAGAAAAGGAGCCUGGCUGGGUUUCCUCGUCCCACAGUGGAGAGCAUCGCGGAGCACAGACGCAGGACUGCUACCCUGCCCACGGUGACUCUAGCACCAGCUGGUGGAGCAGUGGGUGAUGGCGUCCCUGCUACAAGGCCGGCUGCCCAUCAAUCAAGACCUGCUGCUGAUGCAGAAAGGCACGCCAAUGCGCAAGGUGCGGUCCAAAAGCUGGAAGAAACUGAGAUACUUCAGACUUCAGGAUGAUGGCAUGACAGUCUGGCAUUCCCGACAGGCCGGAGGCAGUGCCAAGCCGAGCUUCUCAAUCUCUGACGUGGAGACGGUGCGUGAGGGCCGUGAGUCUGAGUUGCUGCGCAGCCUGGCAGAGGAGUUCCCCCUGGAGCAAGGCUUCACUGUCAUCUUCCAUGGCCGCCGCUCCAACCUGGACCUGGUGGCCAACAGUGUCGAGGAGGCCCAGAUCUGGAUGCAGGGGCUCCAGCUGUUGGUAGACUUCGUCACCAGCAUGGACCAACAGGAGCGGCUGGACCAAUGGCUGAGUGACUGGUUCCAGCGUGGAGACAAAAACCAGGAUGGUCGAAUGAGCUUCCGAGAAGUCCAGCGAUUACUGCACCUGAUGAAUGUGGAAAUGGACCAAGAAUACGCCCUCCAGCUUUUCCAGGCAGCAGACACGUCCCAGUCUGGGACUCUGGAGGGAGAAGAAUUUGUAGAGUUCUAUAAGGCAUUGACUAAGCGUACUGAGGUGCAGGAACUGUUUGAAAACUUUUCGGCUGAUGGGCAGAAGCUGACCCUGCUGGAAUUUGUGGAUUUCCUCCGAGAGGAGCAGAAAGAAGGAGACCGUGCUUCUGACCUUGCUCUGGAACUUAUCGACCGCUAUGAGCCUUCAGAGAGCGGCAAACUGCGGCACGUGCUGAGCAUGGAUGGUUUCCUCAGUUACCUCUGCUCGAAGGACGGAGACAUCUUCAACCCGACCUGCCUCCCCAUCUACCAGGAUAUGACUCAGCCCCUGAGCCAUUACUACAUCAACUCCUCUCACAACACCUACCUAGUGGGGGACCAGCUUUGUGGCCAGAGCAGCGUCGAGGGAUACAUACGGGCCCUGAAGCGGGGCUGCCGCUGCGUGGAGGUGGAUAUAUGGGAUGGACCUAGCGGGGAACCUAUCGUUUACCACGGACACACCCUGACGUCCCGCAUCCUGUUCAAAGAUGUCGUGGGCACUGUAGCACAGUACGCCUUCCAGACAUCAGACUAUCCAGUCAUCUUGUCCCUGGAGAACCACUGCAGCUGGGAGCAGCAGCAGGUCGUAGUGCACCACCUGACCGAGAUCCUGGGGGAGCUGCUGCUGAGCACCACCUUGGAUGGGCUGCUGCCCACUCAGCUGCCCUCGCCUGAGGAGCUUCGGAGGAAGAUCCUGGUGAAGGGGAAGAAGUUAAGGACACUUGAGGAGGAUCUUGAGGAAGAGGACGAGGAGGAAGAGCUAGAGUCUGAACUGGAGGGGGAGCAGGAGGCUGAGCCGGAGCUUCAGGCCCAGUCUGAGUCUGAGCCCCAGGAGUUGAGCCCUCGCAGUAAAGACAAAAAGGAGAAGGUUGUGAUGUGCCCGCUGUUUUGUCCACCUCCUUGUUGUCAGAUUAUGGUCCAGGCUCCUAUUCCCAAGCCUGGGUUCCUUCUCUUUCCCAAGCAGAAAUCCAAGCCCAUCUUGUGUCCAUCUCUCUCUGCCCUGGUUGUCUACUUGAAGUCUGUCUCAUUCCACAGCUUCGCUCAUUCGAGGGACAACUACCACUUCUAUGAGAUCUCGUCUUUCUCUGAAACCAAGGCCAAGAGCCUCAUCAGAGAGGCUGGCAACGAGUUUGUGCAGCACAACACCUGGCAGUUAAGCCGUGUAUAUCCCAGUGGCCUGAGGACAGAUUCGUCCAACUACAACCCCCAGGAACUCUGGAAUGCAGGCUGCCAGAUGGUGGCUAUGAACGUGCAGACUGCGGGGCUUGAGAUGGACAUCUGUGAUGGGCUCUUCCGCCAGAACGGUGGCUGUGGCUACGUGCUGAAGCCCGACUUCCUGCGUGACGCCCAGAGUUCCUUCGACCCUGAGAGGCCCGUCAGCCCUGUCACAGCCCAGACCCUCCUAAUCCAGGUGAUCAGUGGUCAGCAACUCCCCAAAGUGAAGACCAAAGAGGGCUCCAUUGUGGACCCACUGGUGAGAGUGGAGAUCUUCGGCAUCCGCCCAGACACAGCCCGCCAAGAGACCAGCUACGUGGAGAACAACGGUUUUAAUCCAUACUGGGGGCAGACACUCUGCUUCCGGGUCCUGGUGCCUGAACUGGCCCUGCUGCGUUUUGUGGUGAGGGAUUAUGACUGGAAAUCCCGACACGACUUUAUUGGUCAGUACACCCUGCCAUGGACCUGCAUGCAACAAGGUGAGCCAGUCCCUGGACCCCUGGCCAAGACCCCAGCCCUGGCUGCCUUCCUAAUGCUGUCCUCCUGCCCCUUUCCAGGUUACCGCCACAUACACCUGCUCUCCAAGGACGGCACCAGCCUCCAACCGGCUUCCAUCUUCGUGCACAUCUGCAUCCGGGAAGGGCUGGAGGGGGAUGAAUCCUGAGGUGGGCACUUCAUGGGAAGGGUGGGUGCACUGGCUUUAGAUGUCCUCUUGCUUUAGGCUCAAUCCCAUACCCAGAUUUAGGACUGAUCUCUCCCAUCAGCUCUGGCUCAAAGGCAGGCUGCAACUAGAAAUCCAGAGGGGCUUAGGGCAGAGAAACCCACAGGGGAAUUAUCCCCUCCACCCCUCACUUCCUUCAAGUUCAGAGCCAUGGAAGGAUAGAUCUAGCCUCGACUCCUCAGGCAAAGGCUGAAGAAGACCUGACCCCAGGACUGUACUGACUCUCAAGAGAACACCAUAUAGCCCCCAGAUCCCCAAAUGGACUGCUCCUCCCUAGCCCCCCAGUAUAAACAGAGCUUCUCUACCCAA
Molecule: messenger RNA, 3065 nt
Organism: Ceratotherium simum simum (southern white rhinoceros)
Lineage: Eukaryota; Metazoa; Chordata; Mammalia; Perissodactyla; Rhinocerotidae
Source: RefSeq, a predicted model, not a curated record